UGUAUCCCGUCAAAAUUAAUUUUGAAAACUAUGGAACCUGGUUCCAGUACGCGACUGCGGUAUUUGGGGAACAGGACCUGCGUCAUGGCAUCAAAUUAUUGCGUAGGAUGCAGGCUCCGCUCACCCCAGGCAUUGGAUUUGGUUGGUGAGUGGUUGGUAUUGUUCGGACCUGCGGGUCCCGAGGUCACCAAAUUUUCCCAAAAAUUCACUCGGAAAAUGUUGGAGGACCCUGGAACCCAUCAGCAGUUUUUCACUCCCAACCUUUCCAAAUUGGAAAGGUUGCGGCAAGCACUCGCUGACUUUGUCCUGGAUCGCUACUACUCACGAGGUGAGUUACAGUUUAUUUAA
Molecule: messenger RNA, 348 nt
Organism: Cotesia congregata
Lineage: Eukaryota; Metazoa; Arthropoda; Insecta; Hymenoptera; Braconidae
Source: the annotation of a GenBank genome assembly